CUGAUUGGUCCAGCAUUCAACAAUUCUCUUCCUCAUCGGUGAGCCCAUUCGGCUCUGUCUGUGAUUCGGGUCGGCUAAUUGAAUUGAAGCUGCUUGUAUAGUGCCUUACCAACGCUGCAUUCACCAGCUGCUUUAUGUAACGCAUUUUGUCACACACCAGUGGACCGGGACACGUGUUUUAUUUGGGAUUCGUCGAUGCAGAAACGUUUGCACAUAGUAAGAUGGCAACACUUUCACAGACAAAGGAACUCUUCCGGAGAGCAGAAGCUGUCUGUUUCGAUGUGGACAGCACAGUCAUCAAAGAAGAAGGCAUAGAUGAACUUGCCAAAUUUUGUGGUGUGGGGGAUGCAGUCACUGAAAUGACUCGCAAAGCUAUGGGCGGAUCAAUGACAUUUAAAACAGCGCUGACUGAGCGUCUUUCCAUCAUCCGAUGUUCCAGAGAACAAGUGAACAAACUGAUAACCGACCACCCACCUCAACUGACUCCAGGUAUCAGUGAGCUUGUGGACCGUCUGCACCAGCGCAACAUAAAGGUGUUCCUCAUCUCAGGUGGAUUCCGCUGCAUUGUUGAACACGUGGCCACUCAGCUAAACAUUCCUCUGCAUCAUGUCUACGCCAACCGGCUCAAGUUCUACUUCAACGGAGAGUAUGCUGGUUUUGACGAGAGCCAGCCCACAGCUGAGAGUGGUGGAAAAGGAAAGGUCAUCAGCAUGUUGAAGGAACAAUACGGCUUCAAGACUGUGGUGAUGAUUGGCGAUGGAGCCACGGAUCUAGAGGCAUGCCCUCCUGCCAGUGCUUUCAUUGGAUUUGGUGGAAAUGUCGUCAGGCAGCAGGUUAAGGAGAGGUCAUUGUGGUACGUGACAAGUUUCGGGGAGCUGCUAAAGGAACUGGAAGUGAUUUAAAGAAGCUAAUAGUACUGUUACUGAGUUUAACAUUUUAUAUUUGCACCUAAGGAUGUGCCUCUGAUGGUUUGAUCCCCUGCGCGCACAAUUUUCCUUCUACAUGUACUCAAUAGAUUUUUAUAAUGAAUGGAAAUGUUUACAAUAGUGAGACCAAUUUUACCUAUUGAUUUUUAUACUAGAAGAUACUAAACAAAUAACUGUAUGUGGAGGAUAAGAUUUAAGUGCUUUACGCACUUUUUGCAUCAAAGCCUAUAGGUAAGUUAAUACAACUCCUGCAUCAUAUAAGGUGCAAUGAGCAAUAGAAAUAUUUUAUUUCUGUAUGUAUGGACACUACGAGCUCUAACCAUACAUGUCAAUGUGUAGUUAAGUCCAGUAAAGAACAUCAGCAUUAAACAUGAGAACAUGCUGUCAAA
Messenger RNA from Perca fluviatilis (European perch), 1315 nucleotides. RefSeq names its product phosphoserine phosphatase (gene psph). Lineage: Eukaryota; Metazoa; Chordata; Actinopteri; Perciformes; Percidae. The coding region runs from base 222 to 902 and encodes 226 amino acids. Gene Ontology annotation, cellular component: cytoplasm. The record is from RefSeq and is a predicted model, not a curated record. The transcript is spliced from 7 exons. Gene Ontology annotation, molecular function: L-phosphoserine phosphatase activity; magnesium ion binding. Gene Ontology annotation, biological process: L-serine biosynthetic process; dephosphorylation.